GCGCCGCCCCCUCGGUUGCCCGGGCUGAGCUGAGUCGGCUCGGGCCGUCUCCUCAGCUCGGGCCCCGCGCGCGGCCCCCGUGACUCGCCAGUGCGCGGCCCGGCCCAGCUCGCUCCCCCUGCCCGAAGCCGGCGGCCUGGCCCAGCGCGGAGCGGAGCCGGCACCAUGUGGCUGGGCCCCGAGGAGGUGCUGCUGGCCAACGCGCUCUGGGUCACCGAGCGGGCCAACCCCUUCUUCCUGCUGCAGCGGCGGCGGGGCCACGGCAAGGGCGGCGGCCUGACGGGUCUGCUUGUGGGAACCCUUGAUGUGGUUUUGGAUUCCAGUGCUAGAGUCGCCCCUUACCGGAUCCUGCACCAGACUCAGGACUCGCAAAUCUAUUGGGCAGUGGCGUGUGGCUCAUCUCGUAAGGAGAUCACAAAGCAUUGGGAAUGGCUAGAGAAUAACUUGCUGCAGACUCUCUCCAUCUUUGAUAAUGAGGACGACAUCACCACUUUUGUCAAGGGCAAGAUACAUGGCAUUAUUGCUGAAGAGAACAAGAAUCAGCAGCCCCAGGGUGAAGAGGAUCCAGGUAAAUUUAAGGAGGCUGAACUCAAGAUGCGGAAACAGUUUGGAAUGCCUGAGGUGGAGAAGCUAGUCAAUUACUAUUCUUGCAGCUAUUGGAAAGGGCGUGUUCCAAGGCAGGGCUGGCUGUAUCUGACUGUCAAUCACAUCUGUUUCUACUCCUUCCUGCUGGGCAAAGAAGUGACCCUGGUAGUCCAGUGGGUGGACGUGACACAGCUGGAAAAAAACGCCACACUGCUGUUCCCUGAGUGCAUUAAAGUGAGUACCAGGGAUAGCGAGCUUUACUUCUCCAUGUUCCUCAACAUCAAUGAGACCUUCAAGCUGAUGGAACAGCUGGCUAAUAUCGCCAUGCGACAGCUAUUGGACAACGAGGGCUUCCUGGAGGACAAAUCCCUUCCCAAGCCCAGCAAGCCUCUAAAGAACAUCUCUGCACUCAAAAGAGAUCUGGAUGCUCGAGCCAAAAAUGAUUGGUACCGUGCCACCUUCCGGCUGCCCAAGGAUGAACGCCUGGAUGGACAUACAGACUGCACCUUGUGGACUCCAUUUAACAAGAUGCACAUCCCUGGCCAGAUGUUUGUUUCCAACAAUUAUAUCUGUUUUGCCAGCAAGGCAGAGGAGGCCUGUCAUCUCAUCAUUCCACUCAGGGAGGUGGCAGUUGUUGAGAAAGCAGACAGCUCCAGUGUCUUGCCCCGCCCUCUCUCCAUCAGCACCAAAAGUAAAAUGACCUUCCUCUUCGCCAACCUGAAGGACCGAGAUUUCCUGGUACAGAGAAUCUCUGACUUCUUGCAGAGAACACCAUCAAAGAAAUCGGAUGGCUCUGGCAGAAAGUGGAAGGGGAGCUUCAGUGACACUGGAUGUGAGGAGUUUCCAGAGUUCUCUUCCAUUAGUCCACCUGCAGUCAGCCCAACCUCUACUCUCAACAACCAGUUGGUCAGCUUCUGUACAGGGGAGGUGCCAACAGCCUCCCAGGGGCUACUCAAACUCUUCAGGAGAGACUCCGAGGAGCUCUUAGGACCCAAAGCGGCAAAGGAGAAGAUGAAGGAAGAGUCAUGGAAUAUUCAUUUCUUUGAGUAUGGGCGAGGAAUGUGUAUGUAUCGCACAGCCAAGACCCGCGAACUGGUACUAAAAGGGAUCCCAGAGAAUCUUCGUGGAGAGUUGUGGCUCUUGUUCUCAGGGGCCUGGAAUGAGAUGGUGACGUUUCCUGGGUACUAUGCAGAGCUGGUGGAAAAGUCAAUGGGGAAAUACAGCCUUGCCACAGAGGAAAUUGAGCGAGACCUGCACCGUUCCAUGCCAGAGCACCCUGCCUUUCAGAAUGAGUUGGGGAUCGCUGCCCUUCGGAGGGUCCUGACAGCUUACGCAUUCCGAAACCCCACAAUCGGGUACUGUCAGGCCAUGAACAUUGUAACAUCGGUACUGUUGCUGUACUGCAAUGAGGAAGAGGCUUUCUGGCUCCUAGUGGCCUUGUGUGAGCGGAUGCUGCCAGAUUACUACAAUUCCAGGGUAGUGGGUGCAUUAGUGGACCAAGGCAUUUUUGAGGAGCUCACGCGAGACUACCUUCCACAACUGUCAGAGAAGAUGCAGGAGCUGGGAGUGAUUUCCACCAUUUCUCUCUCCUGGUUCCUCACCCUCUUCCUCAGCGUCAUGCCCUUUGAGAGUGCUGUGGUCAUUGUUGACUGCUUCUUCUACGAGGGUAUCAAGCUUAUCUUGCAGGUGUCUCUGGCCAUCCUGGAUGCCAACAUGGAGAAGCUGCUAAACUGCUGUGAUGAAGGCGAAGCCAUGACUGUCCUGGGCAGGUACCUGGACAAUGUAAUUAAUCGACAAAGUAUUUCCCCACCUAUUCCACACCUGCAUGCCUUACUCACAAGUGGAGAUGAGCCACCACUUGAAAUUGACAUCUUUGAACUCAUCAAAACAUCUUAUGAGAAAUUCAGCAACUUGAGGGCAGAUGACAUUGAACAGAUGCGCUUUAAGCAAAGAUUGAAGGUGAUCCAAUCCCUGGAAGACACAGCCAAGAGGAGCGUGGUCCGAGCUAUAUCUGGUGACAUUGGUUUUUCUAUGGAAGAACUAGAAGAGCUUUAUAUGGUGUUCAAGGCAAAACACCUGACAAGCUGUUAUUGGGGGAGCAGCCACACUGCAGCCGCCCACCGAGAUCAGAGCUUGCCCUACCUGGAGCAGUAUCGCAUUGACCUGGAGCAGUUCAGAGAGCUGUUUGACAGUCUAACCCUCUGGUCCUGUGGCCUCCACACACCUGUGCUGGCAGGGCGAAUGUUCCGGCUUCUAGAUGAGAACAGGGACUCUCUCAUUAACUUCAAGGAGUUUGUUACAGGGAUGAGUGGGAUGUACCAUGGUGACCUGACUGAGAAGCUUAAACUACUUUACAAAUUGCACCUGCCUCCAGCUCUGAUCUCAGAAGAGGCUGAGUCUGCUCUGGAAGCCACAAGUUAUUUCACAGAGGAUAUCUCGACAGAAGUAUCUCCUUUUGUCUCCGAGCUGGAUUUCUUCUUGCACUGUGAGUCUCAAGAAGCAGCUACUCAGGAAGACAGAGGAGGGAGAAAUGAGGAUUCCAAAGAAAAAGAGGAGAAGGGUACCAGCCCCCAGGAUUACAGAUACUACCUGCGAAUGUGGGCCAAGGAAAAGUAUUCCAAGAAAGAAACCAUCAAGGAUCUCCCCAAAAUGAACCAGGAGCAGUUUAUAGAGUUAUGCAAGACCCUUUACAACAUGUUCAGUGAGGACCCAGUGGAACAAGAGCUGUACCAUGCCAUUGCCACUGUAGCCAGCCUCCUCCUACGAAUUGGGGAGGUUGGAAAAAAAUUCUCCAACCGACCCAUGAAGAAGACUGAUGACUGCAAAGCAAAUAAUACCCAGGAUGCUGUGAGUGAAGAGGAGUCACCAAUGUCUGAACACAGUCAAAAUUCAGCAGUGGAGCAGCAACCCCAAGCUGACCCUGGAGACGGCGCUUCCGGCGAUAUCCAGGCUGGAAAAAGCCAGCAGGAAAAACAAACCCCAGGAGAUGGGGAUGGUGGAGAAGGACCAGGAUCUCCUAUACAGCUCCUGUCAGACGAUGAAACCAAAGACGAUAUGUCCAUGUCUUCCUACUCCAUGGUCAGCACGGGUUCCCUGCAGUGUGAAGAUAUUGCAGAUGACACAGUCCUAGUUGGUUGUGAAGCUAGCAGUUCAGCUGCAAGGUAUGGCAGCACCAUUGACACUGACUGGUCUAUCUCCUUUGAGCAGGUCUUGGCUUCCAUGCUUACAGAGGCAGCCCUGGUCAACUACUUCGAGAAGAAGGUUGACAUUGGCCUGAAGAUAAAGGAGCAGAAGAAAGUAGAGAGGCAGUUCAGCUCAUCCAGUGACUAUGAUCUCUCCUCCUCAGUGUCAGGCUGAACUCAAGGAAAGCAGUAAUGUCUCAGGUGAUAAAGGGUGAGGCUAUAGACAUUGGGCAGAUGGCAGGAGUUUUUUACCGAGACCAAUAACUACACAACAACUACAGUAGAUUCUGCUGAAUAAGUGGCUUGUCACAGUGGCUGUUUAACAUACACCUCUCUGGAGACCCUGCUUGGUGGAAUUACAUUACAUUCUCAAGAGCAUGAAAGCUAUUAGAACCUAAUAGCCCCUAAGGCUUGCAAUUACCAAUGUAAAUUAUGCAUGUCUGCCUCUGGCUAUCUUUUUUAAAUGAAGUUUUAUUUCAAACACAGCCACUCCAUGCCCUACCCUCAUUUGCUGUAGGUUCCUGGGUAGUUUUGUACAGAAGAUGCAGCCCAGCUUGAAACUCUGUACGUCGUUGGCUGCCACUCUGUGAUCUAAGCAGUAUGUCCAAGUGCUCUAGGUCCUUGGCCUAUAAAAUAGUCUUAUUAGGUUCUUAGAUACUGUGCUGUACCUUGGCAGAUGUAUUGCAAUUGUAUCCCAUUGAUCCCAGCAUCCUGAGAUUUGAAUGCAGUAGUUUCUCAGAUCUGGAGGCUUCUAUUGGAUGUGAUUUGCCAUCCCAGUAGCGUGUGGUUUUUCAACAUUUUACAAGAAGGUUUCAUGUAAACACUGUUUUCUAAGCCUCUGUUUUUAACUCUUUGACACAAGGAAUUGGUGGUUUUGAAUUGUGUCUGAAGCCACAAGCUCCUUGGCAUUGAUGCAUAAGAAGCAGUAGGGCUGUAAUAGAUAUUGGGUCUGCCAAGGGGUUAGAUCAUGGAGGCAAGUCCUGAACUGGAAAUCAACUUAUUGGAGCCUAGUUGUUACAAGCUGUCGGUACACAGAUCUGUUUUUCUUACUCGUGUUGUUUCUCACAUUAGGUCAUCACAGCCAUUAGCUUUUAAAAGAAAAAUAUCUAUGUAAUUAUAUUGUCAGGAAAUUAUUUACUUCAUUUUAAUAUACUAAUGAUGGAUCCAAUUUUUAAUAAGAUCCAUAGUAAAUUUGUCGUAAAUCAGUCAACUAUCAAUGUAUGACCCAGGUUUACAGAACCCAUGUCAACCACUAAAUGAUCACAGAGCAAACGUAUCACUUAGCAGAUCAGUUUCUCACUGUGGACAGGACCACAGCAGAUCUGAUCUAUAUGAGGCAGAAAACUUACAUGAGCACCUGGUGCCACUUGUGACUGUUCCUUGUAGCCUCUCUGAAGUACAGUGCUUUCCAGGAGCCUGUGCAUCUCCAGGCCUCCUGUACAACAGGAGUCCAAAGAGCUGUUUACCCCUCAGUCCUGAGAAGUAAAGCAAAAGCGUGAGGAAAGUUGUGGUGUUCUCCUCUCAGCCAUCACUCUAAUAGCUGAAAUCUGAACAGACUAGCUCACCCGUAAGUUUAAAAGCUUACAUAGCUGGAGGGAGUGCCACAGAUUACCCUCUGCAAAUUAACUGUGGACCAGCGGAAAGUAGAUGCUCCAUUUGGGAAUGGUAACCUCCCUGUGGGAGGGCCUCGCCUCCCAGGAAGCAUCAUUUCUUUUCAUACAGACAUAUUCAUCUCAUUACAAAAGCAUCUGUGUUCCAGUGGCAUGUGCCUCAUUGGCAGAGAGUGAGAAUGUUGGCAUGUGGCUGGUGCAGACCCAGUACUGAGGGUGAGCCACAUUGGUGCUUCAGGCUGGUGUUCAGAACAGAUGGGGAUGACAAAGACUGGAGCCAGCUGAUGGAUGUUCCCAAGAAAGGUACCAUUUUAUGCGAUGUUCAGUGUUACUUCCUUUUGUGGUGUUCUCUCUGUAUUCACAGCCAAUGCUAUAUUUCUUAAUUCUCUGCCUCCUCUGUCAUGCACCUCUGGAGAGCAGCUCUAGUAAAAUUGCUUUUAUUAAUUCUUCAGUAAUUUAUUGUAAUUUUUUUAAGUACAGAUAAUACAUGUGAUUUUACAUUGUCUGUGUCUGAUCUGUCACGUGCUCAAUAAAUGAACCAGAAUACACACACA
Molecule: messenger RNA, 5931 nt
Organism: Chrysemys picta bellii (western painted turtle)
Lineage: Eukaryota; Metazoa; Chordata; Testudines; Emydidae
Gene: TBC1D9B
Product: TBC1 domain family member 9B
Molecular function (GO): calcium ion binding
Source: RefSeq, a predicted model, not a curated record